AAACAGAGUAUUCAAUGGAAAGAAGUCGCCCCUCCCCUCCCCGCUCUUUAGAGGCUAGAGGCCCGGCGGCGGCUCGCGGGUGAAGCCGUGCGGGGUCUGCGGGCGGGCGCGCGCUCACCUGCCCUUUGCAGCCUGACUCAGCUCCCCAGCCCCGUCGCGCCCCUGCGCUGCCAUCGGCGGGCGGGGCCGGGAGCGCGGGGCCGCCGCUGUCAGACUCCGGCCGGCAGCGAGGGAGGCGCGAGCGGCAGCUGCUCCGGGAGCCGAGGCAGAGCCAUGAGCGAGAAAUGCGACGUGAUCGUUGUUGGGGGCGGCAUCUCAGGUCUGUCAGCAGCCAAGUUGCUGACUGAGUCAGGGCUGAGUGUUGUGGUGUUGGAAGCCCGUGACAGAGUUGGAGGAAGAACUUUCACUGCAAGGAAUAAGCAAGUCCAGUAUGUGGACCUUGGAGGAGCAUACGUGGGGCCAACACAAAAUCGCAUCCUGCGGUUGUCUAAGGAGCUAGGAAUAGAGACGUAUAAAGUGAAUGAAGUAGAACAUCUUAUUCACCAUGUCAAGGGUAAAAGUUAUCCCUUUAAGGGUGCAUUUCCUACUAUGUGGAACCCUUUUGUCAUCUUAGAUUUCAACAAUCUGUGGAGGACGAUGGAUGAAAUGGGAAAGGAGAUUCCGAGUGAAGCCCCAUGGAAGGCACCACAUGCAGAAGAAUGGGACAAAAUGUCUAUGCAAGAUUUCAUAGACAAAGUUUGUUGGACAAAUGCUAGCAAGAGGUUUGCAACGCUGUUUGUGAAUGUGGAUGUCACCUCUGAGCCUCAUGAGGUCUCUGCUCUCUGGUUCCUGUGGUACGUGAAGCAGUGCGGGGGGACAGGCAGGAUAUUCUCCACCACCAAUGGUGGGCAGGAGAGGAAGUUUGUUGGAGGCUCUGGUCAGAUUAGUGAGAAGCUAAUGGAACGCCUGGGAGGCCGAGUGAAGCUAGAGAAACCUGUAGUCCGCAUUGAUCAGUCAGGUGAAAAUGUCAUUGUGGAGACCUUAGACCAUGAAUUAUACAAGGCCAAGUAUGUUAUUAGUGCCAUUCCCCCAGUUCUUGAUUUGAAGAUUCAUUUCAACCCACCAUUACCACCAAUGAGAAACCAGCUGAUCAGCCGGGUUCCCAUGGGCUCAGUCAUCAAGUGCAUGAUAUACUACAAAGAACCUUUCUGGAGGAAACAGGACUACUGUGGUACCAUGCUCAUUGAAGAUGAGGAAGCUGUGAUUGGAAUGACACUUGAUGAUACCAAACCCAAUUGCAGUGUUCCUGCCAUAAUGGGUUUUAUUCUCGCUCGAAAGUGUAGAAGACUGACACAUCUCACAAAGGAAGAAAGGAAGAGGAGGAUCUGCGAGCUCUAUGCAAAGGUUUUGGGAUCAGAGGAAGCCUUACAUCCAGUGCAUUAUGAAGAGAAGAACUGGUGUGAGGAGCAGUAUUCUGGCGGGUGCUACACCGCUUACUUCCCACCAGGGAUAAUGACGCAGUUCGGAAGGAUCAUUCGCCAGCCAGUUGGUAGGAUCUACUUUGCUGGCACAGAGACGGCUACAGAAUGGAGCGGGUACAUGGAGGGGGCUGUGCAGGCUGGAGAGAGAGCAGCUAGAGAGAUACUGUGUUCUAUGGGGAAAAUCUCAGAAGGUGAAAUUUGGAAGUCAGAACCAGAAUCAGUUGAUGUCCCAGCCCGGCCAAUCACUACUACUUUUUGGGAGAGAAACUUGCCAUCUGUACCAGGACUGCUGAGGCUGGUUGGAUUUUCCACUUUCUUCACUUCAGUGGCUGCUGUUGGGCUAUUUGCCUACAAAAAGGGGCUGCUAGUUCGAAACUGAGAAAGGUGCCAGCACAAAGCUGCAUACUUGCUGUGUUCUUUGUCCAAAGUUUUUUUUGACGUGCACUUAUCUGUCUUCAAAAGCAGAUCAGGACUGGUAAGGGGAGUGGGGGGAAGUAGAGAUGCAACUUUAGAGUGAGGAUGAGUGAAGGAGUUCAGAUAAAGUAAGGACCCCUUGAACAGUGACCUAUUUUUAGCACCAUCAUUUGAGGUUCUGAGACAGUGGUGGGCAACCUGUGACAUGCGGCCCAUCAGGGUAAUCCGCUGGUGGGCCGCCAGACAGUUUGUUUACAUUUGCACGGCUGCCCACAGCUCCCAGUGGCUGCAGUUCACCAUUCCCGGCCAAUGGGAGCUGUGGGAAGCAGUGGCCAGUACGUCCCUGCAGCCCACGCCACUUCCUGCAGCUCCCAUUGGCUGGGAACGGCGAACCGCGGCCACUGGAGCUGUGAGUGGCUGUGCAAAUGUAAACUAACUGUCUGGCGGCCCACCAGCGGAUUACCCUGAUGGGCCACGUGUGGCCCACAGUCUGCAGGUUGUCCACCACUAUUCUGAGAUGUUCCACUAUGUGGAACUUUGAGUUUCUAUUGAGGUCUGCAAAUGAAAAUGCCAGGAUACCGUGAGAAGGCUGUUGUUAUAUUUUCAGCCUUUUGUACACUUGUAUCUGACCCAACCUGAACUCUGAACAUUUAAAGGCCACGCCCAUCCCUAGUUAUAGGGGGAGUAUUGCCACACUCAUGUUCCGGAGAUCUAAAAGACUUCAGUUGUAGCUUAAAAUAACUUUUGAAUAAAUGCAAAUUGCAGGUGAGGGUCUUUUAAUGUAUUUUUUCCCAAAACGCCUUGAGCCCAAACAGCACUUACAAAAAAAGUAAAGCUAAAUUUUGAAAUUGUUGUUCCAAACUAUGCAAGUGCUCAUGAGCUUGUCAAGAGUAUAAUUCCUCACUUUACGUUUUCAAUCGCAUGUUAUGGACUAUGGACCCCGUGGCGCAAAAGAGGCUAUAAAGCUGGCUUAAGUGGCCUCCUGAGGGUUCCCCCAGUCUAGCGGCUCUACAGCACUCCUAUCCUAUCUGGGUUCCCUGGGGCUGCUAGAGGUAGUGCCAGGGGUCAAAUUAACCCCCCUGUUCACCCCACGGAGCCAUGAAGUAACUUUUACAGUACUUACUUUUCUGCACCCUUGUCUAAGCUUUUUGGGGUAGGGACUCUCUCUCACCUUGUCUUUGUAGAGUACAGUGGGCCCUAGAUCUCAGUUGGAGCCUACAGGCACUGCCGUAAUAAGUAAUAACUUUGUCCAGUGUUGAACGCAGCUUAUCUAGGCCAGAGAAUCUGAGCUAAUGUCUACACAUUUUUCCAACAAUUAGUCCUUGAAAUAUAAAUGAAAUCUCUAAACAACAUUUCCAUUUGUAUUUCUUGGAAUUUAUGUUGUGUUGAGGGGUGCACCUGGAAUUGCGAGGGUGAUUUCUCUUAUGUUCUUCUGCUCUACAAAAAUAAAAAAAAUUCCCUGCUCAGCUUUGCUUCUUGAUUCAUAUCACUCUAAAUUGGACUCUUUUAUAUACACAGUUAAUAGAGUUUUCUCCAUGACACCUAUAGUCAUCCAAGAUGUGACCUGCCUCCCAGUCCUUUGUAUUUCACUUAGGAGGAAAGGUUAUUGCGGUUCUGCUCUUUCUAAUAUAAUUUUCAGAAGAAAGGAAUCAUACUACUUUACCUUAGUAUCCUCAGACUUCAUUAUUUUUUGUAAAAAAGCAAGACAAGGCAAGAGAAGAGCUUGAAAAUCCUUCCAAAACACUAUAAAGCUCUGUGUUAGUGAAAAGUACCCAAUCUUUGUAUGUACCAAAGGCCCAGGACAAUGGAAUUCAGUGUGAGUGACAGCAGCAUGGUUUCCAGGGCUGUAGCAUCAUCAUCUUCUCCCUCAGUUCAUUUCUGGACUGUAAUUGCUUCCAAGGAGAAGUAGUUUCUACUUCCUGAGAGUGAGAGCAGCCAAACUGUGCUUGUUAGUCACCAUUCUUUGACGAGAUUUUGUCUUAAGCUUUCGGGUCUGUGAUUCCCUGAGUUUCAGCCUGCUAGCAAAAUGGAGUGCAAUUUUUUUUCCAGCACAUCUCUAGUCAGAUCUAGUUUUCACCUUCUGUGUACUUUUGAAAACUAUAUUAUUAAGAAAUGUACAUUCCUGUAGUGGGAGUUUUGGAAAUCCUAUGAGCAAAUUCUCUGCUGGUGUAAACGGACACAGCACUGCUGACAUAAGUGAAACUGAGCUACCAACAUUACAAUAUUUUCAAUUGUCCUUUUCUGUUCAACCUUCAGUCAAAGGCUUUCUGGCAUUACAUUAAUUAAUAUGAAGCUAUUAUUCCAUGCUACAUGGAAUGCCAUUCUAACUACGCUCCAUAAAAUCUUCUCUUGAUGACAUUUCACACUGCUUGGCUCACAGUUUUAUGUGGAGAAGGUGUGAAUGAUUAAGCACAAGAUCAUUGCUUGCCCUACAUGCUUGCACAAGGGAAUGAGGGGGCAUAAAAUGUCUUGCACAGCUACCUGCAUCGCAGCUCUCAGUGCAGAAAGGAGAGCAGCCUCUGAGGAGUCACUCCUCCUCCUCCCGCUCAGGUGUGCAGCAUGGGGUUGCGAAAGGUGGUGCCUUGACUGAGCCCCACAGCAAACCAGUCAGCAUAGCUGAGGCAACAUGAAGAGAGGGAAGAAAUCUGUGUGUGGUAAAGGACUGGGGCACUUCCCACUGGAGUAAGGGAGAGCAGGGGCCUGAAUUGUGACUUUCAACGUCUGCUCCUGGGGCAGUGCAGCUACGCACUGCCCCUUGCGCAGGGUAGACUGCUAAGCAACUACCUAGUCCGGUGGUAUCAGCUCCAAAUCCAUAUGUCUGGUGGGAGACUUCAUGAUCUAGAUAGUCAAGAUUUUGUAGGAUCUUUAAAACAACCCCCCUGAAAUCAAGAUUAGGAGGACAGUGCAUCAGCAGGGUGUUAACUGUAAAAGGAUCAAUUGCUAAACUAUGCAAAAUGCAAUAAGCACUUCCACAUCAGUAGUUAGAAAUGCAGUACAAGUCCGACUGACGUUCCCAAGCUCUUAGUAACUAUUCAGGGGGUUGAAUCAUGAAGAGAUCAAAUGGAGCCCUGGAAAGCUUAAGCAUGUACCGGUGCUUCUGUCCUCCCUGCAUUGCGGCCUUUGAAACAAUGUACACAAGAAUAAAAAAAUUAGCUGUCCGCUAUAUGCGGAGUGUCACAGUUUGGGUCCGCUGCAUCUCUGUUUCCUCUUAUUGGUUCAGUAAGUCAACCCACUCCUAGGCAAUGGCUAGGGGGAAGGAAGCUAUGUCUCUCUCCCUCCUGACUGGGGUAUUUUCAGGUUGAACUGUUCCCUGCCUUCACUGAUAUUCCCAGCAAAAGGCAGUCUGCCCAAAUAGGCCUGCUUGCUUUCUCUUCAGAGACUAAUAAUAGAGUGAUGGCCAACAGCUAUAAGUAACUACACAGAACGUCCUAUGCAAGCCUCUUUUACUCUUAAGGUAAAAGCACUUCAGAAAAAACACAUUAAAACAAUACAAAUCUCCAUGCAUGCUAUAUGAUCUUACCAGAGAUCCCCUCCUCCAGUUGUCUCCAGCAUGUUUUCUGGCAAGUGAGUCCUUCAAACCCCUCAAAGGAGUCUCUUCUGUGGGCACAAAUUCACAACAGCCUCAGCUCAGAACUAGCACACUCAUGAAAAGUUUAGUCCCUCCUUUAUGCAGGUUGGAGGUCUUUGAACUGGAGUUUUCAGAAGCCGGUAAUCAGUAUACAAUUGGUUUCUCUCCCCAGGGCAUAGUUUCAAAAGGAUGGAUUUGAGGUGGGUCAUUUGCAUUCCCCUCGCCCCCCAAGUAUUUCCUAGGAAAUCCACUUCACACGUAUUGUCCCCAAAAUCCUUUGAAGUUCCUCCUGAUAUCUCCAAGAGAUUACAUUAAUCCCGUUUUCCUGCUAAAGGAGUUCCAUACAACUCACAAUAGUACACAAACAUUUUCAUUUUUAAUAGAAUGAACUCCAGAAGUGUUGAAUUUAAUUCAGUAGGGUUUAGCUUAAUUCAGUUAAGUUUGUCCAGGACAUCGCCAUAAGUGUCACACAGAGUACAUUGCACCAAAUUCUUCUCUCCUUCUACACUGGGGCAACCUCAAUAGAAAGUUGUAGGUGUAAUUGAGAGCACAAUUUAGUCCAGCGCACAUAGAAUUCGAAGAGAUCUAAACUGGUCAGCCAACUGGAACUAUUUUGAGCCUAUUUGCACUUUUUGCUCCAGUUGAUGAUGUUUUAAACUAACUGCAAUUGCACUGCAGUAAAACAUGGAGUGAGGCAAGAAAACAAUGAUCCCAAUCAGCAGCUGGGGCAUACAUAAGGCAGAGAAAUUGUAUAGUCCGCUUCAUGUAGAUCUUCAAGGCCAGAGUCUGAUGCUCCGGGCUCACGCUUAGUAGUACUUUAUUCUGCUCAUGGUCCCAUUGAAUUGCUCAUGGAGUUGUUGUCAUUGUGAAUAAGGGUAUCAGAAUCUGGCUCUUAGAUUUCAUUCUGUGUCUUUGAAUUGGAUGCACCAGAUAGUAAGCCUCUUGUGAUAAAAUCCAAGCUGCUGCUACAAGUGUGUGUUCUCACAUCAGCCUUUAAACUAAAUAGAAGAAUUCUUCAGAUGUCAAGAUCUUGAAGUCAGAGGAACGGGGUACAGUGUAGUAGAUGUGACCUUUCUCACCUUGUCACACAGAGAAGCAAUUGGACAGGGUACUUCAAAGACCUAUUCUUGUUGAUGGAUUUGUAAUCUAUCCCGUGACUCCCCUUCUUUGACCACUUCAUGUCUCUGGGAAUUGAUGGGGGUGUCAUCUACCAAAAUGAAAUGAUGUUGAUUGGCCUGUGGCUUGAUAGCUUUUUCUGGCUCCUCCUGCUUUAGUUUCUAAUCUGCUUUACCUGGGCACCCUGGCCUGGUUUUUCAUUCUUGACAGUCAGACUCCCUGGAAAGCCCAGCAGAGAGCAAGAUUGUUUUUUCUUCUUGGCUUUUAACAGCUAUCUAGUCACAAGUCCGUCCUGGCACCCAGUGACCUUUCAAUACCUCUUACGCAUUUACUCAUAUCACAGUCUCUCUGUUUCUCCCCACCCUAAAGUUGGCAGUCCUCUCAGGCUCACAGGCAGCUCACUGGAAGAUUUUUUUCCCUAAAAAGGACAGGACUGUAAGAGGAGCUGAGCAAUGUGAGCCUUGCAGGCACAGCAAGCAGAAGAGAAAAUUACAUCAAUGAGAGCAGUUUCCUGUAAAUAGCUUCUCUUCAGUGUUAUACAAUGUGAAUGAGGCUAAACCCAGUUGUACUUUGUUUACUAAACUUUUUAGUAACUGAUGGCUUAGAUUUGUUUUUCCAAAGGGAGUAGUGAGAUGCUCAGCUCUUGUGAAAAUCAGACUUCUUAUGUAGGAGCCUAAAUACAGACAGACAAGCUUUACUUUAGGCACCCAGUUUUAAAAAUCUUGGCCUGAUACUUAUGAGUUUGACAGUGAAAACAUAUUUAACACACAGUGUACUGCUACAUUUGUGGAAUAAUAACAACAGUGCCCCAUUCUUUCCAUCAGUAGAUCUCAAAGUGCUUUACAAAGGUCAGUAGUCAGUAGGGCUGAAUGAUUUUGUUGACAAAGGUGUUUGGGGUAUGAGUGUUGGUGCUGUCCUAGAAACAUUUGGAAGGCCUGGAUAGGGGAACUACUAGUGAGGCUCAUAAAGGCAAAUAGCUUUUCUUCAUGUCCAAAAGUUAGCCAGCUUUUUCUCAUGUGCCAGCUAGAAAUUUUCCAGUCAAACCAGCAUGUGUUGUGUGUCUCAUAGAACCAUAGCAGUCAAGUGAGGGAGAACUGAUUUGGAUAAAAUUAGAACUGGUCUGAACCAUCACCAACACUUCAACCCAGUUCUGACUUUUCAUGAGCGUGAUUAACUUUUUAUAAAGAAUUCUUUUUCACUACUCUUAAACUCUGGGUUUCAUUGGUGAGUAGAAAGUGAAAUACUAGAAGAAAGGCAACUCUCCUGAUCCUUCUGGCCCAAUCAGAAAUGGGAAGCACUUGAUAUCUCAUGAUAAAACUGGAUCCCAUGAGAUUUCCUGCCCCAUUUUGCAGACUUAUGGUGUUUAAAAAGAAAUGUUUGUAUAAACACUUGAAGUUUUUGAGUGUUUUUUUUUUUUUCAUACUCAAACCUCUCAGGCUUUUGAAAUAUACUAAUUGCUGCUCCAAAUUAUUCUUGUUGCAAAUAAGUUGUGAAUCCUAAGAACACAAUGUGAUUAAAGAUAAGUGCAGUCAGUUGUUCUUUUGUUUAUUAAAUAUUUUAUGAAAAAACUUAGAAGUGACAUUGUGUAUGUAUGUACAUCAUGAUGUCGUCAAUAAAUUGAUCAGAUGUGGUUACAGAAUCCAUCCCCCUUUGCACACAUGGAAGGAACUUAGCACUAAUUUACCUCUUUACACUCAUUCUAACUGACUGUUAAAGGAAAGAAGUUUGAAAAUCAGAUUUGAAAUGUGAUUAUCAGUAUAGUAUUCUUAACUGAUUGAUUGAAGUCUAAUGGGAAAUAUGUCCCCAUGAGAAAUCCUUCACUGUACUGAUCUAGUCAAAUGUAUUGUGUAAACUGUGAUGGUCAUAAUUUGUAUUCUCACAUAUAUUUUUGAUGAUCUGAGGGUCUGUUUUUAAAGGCAGUGUACUUGUUUGUAUACUGUAUCUAUAACUAUGUAUUAAUGUGAUUGGUGUCAAAACAUGAUAUGUAAAUUUGUUCAUGGCAACAAUAGUAUUUGGUAGUGAUAAAAUUAAAAGCCAAUCAUACAUGUUAUUCAACAGUACAGUAAAGUGAACAGUGAGAGAAAGCACAAGAUGUCAGUUCUUUAACUGAUUCAUUACUUCUCAACACAGACCCCGAUUCAAGAAAGCACCCUAUUCAGGAUAGCACUUAAGGUUAAGCAAGUGUUUUCCUGAUUUGCAGCCUAAAAGCUGGAGGACAAGCUAAUGACUUUUAUAACACUAAUCAUGGUAUUUCCUAAAUGGGACAGUGAUGUUAAUUAAGGCAGAAAUUAUAAAGGUCCAAAAUUCUUACCAUUUUGUUUUCUCAGAUGAAAGCAAAUAUUUACAUCUGAUUUAUGCUCAAAAGGGAAUUGGAAAGAAAUCACAGCAGAAGUGCCAGUACCUCUAGGCAACAACCAACAGUGCAGUUAAAAUGUAGAUUACAAUGCCCACAAAAUAGACUGGGCCUGUGGUUAAACAGAAUAGCAUUCCCUCUAGCAUCUCCACCUCGAGACCAUCUUGAUUCUGCAACCCUCUCUCCAAUGAAGCUAAAAGUGAAAUAGCCAAAGUAAUUUUGUUUUGAGAGUAUCCUCACAGUCAAAUAGUUUGUCUCCCAUGAUCACAUGCAGGACAGCAUUAGUCGUGUCUGUCUCUGGUUUGAAAAUAAAAAUGACUUCCUUUUAUAGGAAUAUGGAUUCGGUGCACGUGAUUCAUUUGUGCCUUAACUAAUGGUAGCAUUUUCUAAAGUGACUCUGUGUUGGCUGGCUCACUUGGUUCCCUUCUUAAGUUCCCUUUUCAAUAGGCUCUUCAGAUAUUUUUAUCUAUCAGCUGUGAACCUUUUUUUUUAAACAUAAUCUAGAAUCAAUAAAGAUUGUUCAUGUCAAA
Messenger RNA from Chelonia mydas (Green sea turtle), 9441 nucleotides. Its product is annotated as amine oxidase [flavin-containing] B. Gene Ontology annotation, molecular function: oxidoreductase activity. The record is from RefSeq and is a predicted model, not a curated record. The transcript is spliced from 15 exons. Bases 274 to 1839 code for a protein of 521 amino acids. Lineage: Eukaryota; Metazoa; Chordata; Testudines; Cheloniidae.